AUGCCAUCCGACUCCCACAAGAACUAUUCCCCAACCCAAUCCAUGGUCAACCCAGGCAUGAACUACUGGGUUCGCUCCAAUUCACCAACACAGAGCACACGACGCAACGCCGCCGGUCGUGGUCUCUUCUCCGGGUUGCAGGACGUGAAACAUUAUAAUGUCGAAGGUGGAUGGGCGGGCAGACAAGUUGUUGACGAUGGACAGAGUUCAUGGUUUGGCUGGUUGGGCAGCUUUAUUUCGGGGAAAUAA
Talaromyces atroroseus is the source of this 249-nucleotide messenger RNA. RefSeq lists its product as hypothetical. The transcript has 2 exons. The record is from RefSeq and is a predicted model, not a curated record. NCBI's taxonomy places the organism in Eukaryota, Fungi, Ascomycota, Eurotiomycetes, Eurotiales, Trichocomaceae. The coding region runs from base 1 to 249 and encodes 82 amino acids.